Molecule: messenger RNA, 9044 nt
Organism: Poecilia reticulata (guppy)
Lineage: Eukaryota; Metazoa; Chordata; Actinopteri; Cyprinodontiformes; Poeciliidae
Source: RefSeq, a predicted model, not a curated record
GCUGCUUCUGACAGCGGCGGCGGAAGCUGGUGAAAAUACACAGCUUGCUGUUGCAGCGGCUGGGCUGAGGGGGGACGGACGCACCAGCAGGGGCACGCUCCCUCCAAAGACACACACAUACACACACCCCACACACACACACACACCCCUCAUCGUUUCCAGCAGCAUCAAGACACACUCGCUGAAAGAAAAGGGAAACUGCAACCGGAUUGCAGAAAACGGUCUGACACAACAUUACAGCAGCUGGAAUUAACAGAGUCGAUCCUUCUUCACCAGCUGGUCACUCUUCUGCUACUGUUAACCCUGGAGGGAAGAUCAUCAUUCGGGCUCUGACUUACACAAACAUGGACAAGAAACAAAAAUGGACUCCAGGUCUUGAAGCCGUAUUAUUGAUAUUGCUGAGUCACAUGACUGCAGGGCUUGAAGUUCCUCUUGAUCCUAAAGUGCUGGAAGGAUUGCCUCAACCCCCCACCAUAACUCUGCAAUCCCCAAAGGAUUAUAUCUUUGACCCACGGGAGAAUAUCGUCAUUCACUGCGAGGCCAAAGGGAAGCCUCAUCCCAGCUUUUCAUGGACAAGGAACGGCACCAACUUUGAUGUGGAGAAGGACUCCAAAGUCCUGAUGAAGCCCGGUUCAGGAACGCUGGUCAUUGAUAUCAGUGGAGAAAAGGCUGAUGCCUACGAGGGAACAUACCAGUGUACAGCUAGCAAUGAGCACGGCAAAGCUCUGUCCAACACCAUUAUGAUCAGGCAGUCCAGGUCCCCCUUGUGGUCAAAGGAGAAAAAUGAAGCGAUUUUGGUGCAGAAGGGGGUUUCUCUCGUGCUUCCGUGUCGACCCCCGGCUGGCCUGCCUCCUCCUGUCAUUUUUUGGAUGGAUAACAACUUCCAGAAGCUGCCGCUGAAUAAGCGCGUGUCCCAGGCCCUGAACGGAGACCUGUACUUUUCCAACGUUCUCCCAGAAGACACCCGGAGCGAUUACAUCUGCUACGCUCGCUUUCCAUACACGCAGACCAUCCAGCAGAAGCAGCCCAUCUCUGUCGUAGUGCUCAACAGCAAUCCAGAGGGGGAGCGUCGCCCCGGUUUCAAGUUGCCGAGCGGCAGCACGAGCAACAAGAUGGUUCUGAGAGGAGAGACUCUCCAGCUGGAAUGCAUCGCUGAGGGAUUACCCACUCCUGACAUUUCAUGGCAGAAGGAUGCAGGGCAGCUGCCGAGUGGCAGGGCGUUCUUUUCCAACUUCAACAAAACGCUGAAGAUUUCCGACGUGAAUGAAGACGAUGCUGGCGAAUACCGCUGCACGGCGACCAACAAGCUGGGCUCUGCACAUCACCUGAUUAAAGUCACCAUUAAAGCUGCUCCUUUCUGGAUCAGUGCUCCCAGGAACCUGAUACUGGCUCCGAAUGAGACCGGCAUCCUAACCUGCCGUGUUAAUGGAAAUCCCAAGCCAAAAAUUAAUUGGUUUGUCAAUGGACGUCCAAUACAGGAUGUUUAUGAAGAAAAUGGCCCAAAGAUAGAGGAGGACACCGUGAUUCUCAGCAACGUGCAGUCGGGAAGCAGUGCCGUCUUCCAGUGCAAUGCAUCCAAUGAGUUUGGUUACUUGAUGGCUAAUGCGUUUGUCAAUGUGCUGGCCGAAGCACCAAGAGUCCUGACUCUGCCAAACCAAGUGUACCGAGUCAUCAUGAACCACCCGGCGCUGCUCGACUGCGCCUCCUUCGGCUCACCAAUACCAACCAUCGCAUGGUUUAAAGACGGUCAGACCAGCAUAAAGGACGGCGACUCCUAUGUGAUCCAUGAGAACGGCACGCUGGAAAUCAACGUGGCCCAGCCUCUACACAGUGGGAAGUACACCUGCACCGCCACCAAUAACCUAGGAUUUAAAGAGAAUGAUGUGUUCCUGGAAGUUAAAGAACCCACUCGCAUCCUCACCCAGCCGACGUACAAGAAGGUGCAGAGAGGAAUGAGUGCUCUGUUUGAGUGUAAAGUCAAACACGACCAGUCCCUUUUGCCCACCAUGACAUGGCUGAAAGACAAUGGCGAGCUACCAGACGAUCAGAGGUUUGAGGUGGGCGAUGAGAGUCUGAUCAUCAGAGAUGUGACGGAUGAUGACGCAGGCACGUACACCUGCAUCACAAACACCAUUCUGGAUCAGGACUCUGCGAGUGCUACACUGACUGUAGUUGAGGCAACUCCUCCUCCACCAGUUGUGUUAGCAAAGCCGGACCCUCCGACUGACCUGGAGCUCACCGACCAGAUGGAGAGAAGUGUUCAGCUCACCUGGAUCCCUAGAGAUGAAAACAACAGUCCAAUACAGAACUUUUUGAUUGAAUACAUGGAUCUACUCCACCAGCCAGGAGUUUGGGUCAACCUCACAGAAGUUUCUGGUACCACCACCACGGCCCAGCUACAGCUCUCUCCGUACGUCUACUACACGUUCAGAGUGCUGGCUCGGAAUGACGUCGGCUACAGCGACCCCAGUGAGCCCUCAGCACAGUACAGGACCAACCCUUCAGCUCCGGAUGAAAAUCCAACAAAUGUGGAAGGAGCAGGAACACAGUCUGACAACUUGGUCAUCUCUUGGAAGCCCCUCACAGGAUUUCAGUCAAACGGUCCGGGACUGCAGUACAAGGUGCAGUGGAGACAAAAGGACGUGGAAGACGACUGGACCUCGAAGAACGUUCUCAACGAUUCCCAGCUCAUUGUUUCUGGAACACCAACCUAUGUGGCCUAUGAAAUUAAAGUUCAGGCCUUCAACAACUACGGCAACGCGCCUGAAGCCACAGUUGUGACAGGAUACUCGGGAGAAGACAAGCCUUUGUCUUCUCCUGGUAGCGUCCAGGUCACUGUUCCCAACAGCACACUGGCAGAAGUUCAGUGGGAACCAGUAUCAAACCCCUCUGUCCGAGGUGAACUGCAAGGAUACAGGGUGUACUACCGUCGGGUGCGAGGCCAGCAAGACCAACAGGAAGAAGCAGACGAGCAGGAGCAAAUUUUAACUUUCAGCGGCAACCGCAGUGAGGGAAUGCUGCCAGGGCUUCAGCCUUACAGCGUCUACGACCUCUUCAUCAAGGUGUUCAAUAACAAAGGAGAAGGACCUCCCAGCCCCAAAAAGACCUUUGAAACCCCCGAAGGAGUUCCAGAUCUUCCUUCUUUUCUGAGAGUGACUGACCACGGUUUGGACACUCUUACGCUAAAGUGGGGCCCACCUUUGAGCAACAAUGGACGCCUUACAGGAUACACUCUCAAAUACCACCCCGGUAGGGUUAACACCACAAGUGAACUGGGACCAGUCAAGGAAGUGACCUUUCCAGCCAACGUGACCACCAUCACACUGACCAGCCUGAACACAAGCAUGCUCUAUAAGUUUUACUUGAAGGCUCGGACAAGAAAAGGCCCCGGCCCUGAAAUCACAGAAGAGGCGUCGACAGCCAUGGAUACAGCUCUUAUUCAGCCCACUAUACAGCCAGGCAAAGGCCCCACAGAGCCCCCUCACCCAACCUCCCCCAUCACUCUGUCUCUACAUCCCCCGCUUCACAAGGUGCCUUCUGCUGGGCCUGUGUUCGGAACGGUUAACGCAUCUGUGUCAGAGGAAGGCCCAGUGAUCAGUUGGGAAUACUUUGGACACAAUAAAAUUUUAUUUGUGGAAUAUGUUGUAGAAAACAGUGAUGAUGAGUGGAAAAGGGAGUCAGUAAACGGUACACAUUCGCAUACUAUAAAAGGCCUAAAGCCGGGGACGUCCUAUUCUGUGCGCGUGGUAGCUAGAGAUGGCGCCGGCCCGGCGGUCCACAAGACCAAAGAAGUGUCGGUCACAGUGCCAGCUGUCCCCAACCGGCAGGUAGACAUCGCCACGCAGGGCUGGUUCAUCGGGCUGAUGUGCGCCAUCGCUCUCCUGAUCUUGGUGCUUCUCAUCGUAUGCUUCAUCAAAAGAAACAAAGGUGGCAAAUAUCCAGUUAAAGAGAAAGAAGAUGCUCAUCAAGACCCAGAGAUCCAACCUAUGAAGGAGGAUGAUGGAACAUUCGGGGAGUACAGGUCAAUGGAGAGUGACACCGAGGACCACAAGCCACUGAAGGGCAGCCGGACGCCAUCCAACGGGACGGUGCGGCGCGACGAGAGCGACGACAGUUUAGUGGACUACGGGGAGGGCGGGGACGGACAGUUCAACGAGGACGGCUCCUUCAUCGGCCAGUACAGCGGCAAGAAGGAGAAGGACACGCACGAGGGCAACGAGAGUUCGGAGGCGCCGUCGCCCGUCAACGCCAUGAACUCGUUUGUCUAACGCGGCCGCCCUCCUGGCUGCGGCGGUUGCUACGGCCGUCCCCGCGUCACCCUGGCAAAUGUGAUCAUCCCGGUGGUGACAGUUGCUAAGGCGACAGCCGUCGUCGCGGGCACCUACCUUUACCCUGUGGUUGCCGUCACUCUGCUGGUCAAGGCUGCCUUUACGCCAAGACUGCUGACAUGUCCUCAUCUCCACACCCCGGCAGCCCCAGUCGCACUGUGACCUACCAGUGAACACACACUUAAGAAUCCCCCACAACCAUUAAAAAGAAGAAAAGAGACGGCGAGCAAUACUGAAAAGCAGACGAAAUGUGCCAGAGGGGAUUUUUAAACACUCAGACUGAGACGAGGCCAAGUGUACGUGCGUGUUAGUGAUCUCUUAACAAACAUGAUAAAUAUAGCGAGUAUAUAUAAAUAUAUAUUUGAUGGAAGUAUGGCAUAUGAUCCGCAGGCAGGCUAAUAUAAGUGAAUCACAUUCAUAAGCAACUGCAUGGAGCAAAUCGUGUGUCUGCUUUACUUUCCUCUUGUCUUUUUUUUUUUUUUUUUUUUUUUUGCAGAAGUAUGCUGCAUCUUACGCUGUAUUUGGUGCACGCCUGUGAGCCAGGGUGUUAUUUUCUUACUUGCAGAAAAGUGUUAUAUGGUGUUUGACAUAUAGAAGAAAAAACAUGGCAGCAAGUGGUAUUGUGAUUCCAGCUGCGAAAAGAGUGAUUCAAAGUAGAAACUAGUAGGUGUUUUUAUUUAACUGCCUUUCUUUAUUUUAUUACAGAUGGACUGUUUGUGCGUGUGUGUGUGUGUGUGUGUGUGCUAGAGAAAGAAUGGGAGCUAUAUGUCCAGGUCAGGUGUGUCCGGUCGUAGUGCCUGAAAAGCCUGGAGAGCCAGCCUGGUGUCGCACGCUAGCAGCGCAGUGCUAAACUAAAUGUUUUCACAUUUUCUCACAUUGCAACCUUAUUAUUUCAAUGGGUUUUAUUGGGAUUUUGUAGGAGAGACCAACACAAGGUGAUUCAUAAUCAAUACAUAGAUUUCUCAAAACAUUUUUCAUUAUGAAAAUCUAAGAAAAGUGGCAUGCAUUUGUACUUUGCUGAAUCACAUUAAGCUUGUCCUUGCAGGUGAAAGUUACUUGGGGUGUCUCUCUACCAGCUUUCCAAAUCUAGAAACUGGAACUUCUCCCCUGGGGGAUUUCUCGUGUUAUAUUUCCACCACAUUUUUCGUUUUGCAUUUUGUUGGCGAAGAAGCUUAAGUUAGGCUGGUUUUUGUUUUGAGAAUUGUGUCAUACUCUUUUUUUGUGGUUAAUGAAAGCCGUCACGAUGCGGUUUGUUCACGGAUUUUCUCGAACCUAAGACUUUGACAAAACAUAAGCGUUUAUGCAAAAAAUUAAACAUCCCCCAAUGUAUUUCCUCCUUGGUGAUUUUUAAAGGCAAGUGCUGAUAGUUGGAAACUUUUGAGGUUCCUUGGUUAAAGUUUUAGUUUCUGUUCAUACAGUGCAUGGGUUCUUUCCAGGUACUUAGAUUUUUUUUCCCCCUCAACUGAAAAACAUGCAUGCCAUGUAUCUGGCCUCUGUGAGUGUCUGCAUGCCCUCUAAUGUCCUUUGUCAUACAGGGUGAAUGCCUCUGUAGUCUAUUGUUCAAAAGUGAAAGGCACCCCCCCCCCCCCCUCCCCCCGAUUAACAGGCAGAUGUAGAAAAAUAGUUGGAUUUUGUUUGGAUAAAUCAAGGCGUAAAAGGAGCAGAACACAAAUGCACAUCGCCCUUUUGUUAUUUUGCAAUUACAAAAAAAAAAUGUUGGUUACCAUAAAUCCUAAUCCUUCUAUUUUAAACAUUAUUAAACAUUGGAGCUAAGGUUGUAAUGUGGCAAAAUCCAAUAAAAAAAGUAAAAGUAUCAACACAUUUCCAAGCCACUGUGGUUCCAAACAGCCUGUUUGUAGUCUCACGGUUUUUACCAUCAUUUACCUUUUACUCUAUUACCGUUACAUUGUACCCUUGUUGCUGAACACUAAUGUUGAUGGACUAACACUAAUGAACACCCAGUGUCGCUGUCUAUUGCUUCCACCCGCUGUGCAAACCCUGUCAAAACUCUCCCAUCUUAACAUUAAUUUCACUGUCAUUAAUCCUCCACCUUUGUUUUAUGUCCACGUGCUCACGGAAAUAUUCUAAUCGUACAAGUUUGCUAAGAAUAUCUGAGGUAUUUCACGACGUGUUGGUAAUCACAAAGCCGUCAGCAUGGUUUCUAGUGCCUUUGUAGAAAACAGUUACCUAGAUCCACUGUUCAAUGCCAAUUUAUGCAAUCCAAAAUUUUAAAAACAAGGUUGAUGUUCAAAGCUUCUUAAAAGGCACCUCAUGGAAAAAAGUUUUUAGAAAAAGUUUGGUUUUUUUAAGUAGUCCUUAAUAUAAAGCCGAUGAUUACCUUUUUUUUUUGCCAGAAAAUAUGACAGAUUUGACCAUUUUGUAAGCUAUAAAGAACAAAUUAAGGGGAAACUUGUUAAUGAAGGCUGUUCUAAUUCAAAUUUUCUUAGGGGUCCAGGUUCCUACACAAGGCUGAAAACACAUUUCAAAAGUGGCAGUAAGUGCAAGGAACCUACUUUAGCUCUAUGGUCAUAGCUUUGUCGACAAUCAUGUUACUCGGCUUCCAUCCUCUCAUAAACAGAAAGCAUCUCGCUGAGAGCUAAGCAAUUCUAAAAUGGGCAUUUGAUCAGAAACUAGACCACGCGUUCAUGUCAAACAUUCCCUUUCUCAACUCAUUCAUCAAAAACCUAAACUAAACUACUGCCAAACUGCUCACCAGAUAACUGCCAGUGUGAACCAGCUUCACCACCUCGUCUUGUCCUAUUGUAACCGUCACCAUUGGGAAAAAUAAGUGUGGGGGUGGGAGGGAGUAAUAAUAAUACUGAAUGUGGAUACAAGUGUAUCUGUUUAUGUGAAUGAAAAUACUGCUUGUUUCAUUUCAAGGAGUGAAUGCACUGGUGACUUUGGUUUAUGCAUUUUUGCUUACCUUCUGCAGUAUAUGUUAUUACAGUCUGAGUGCAGGUUUUAUGUUUUUGCAGAUGAAGUACAGGUGUGAAUGUCUGAGUUCACGAGCGUGUGCGACACAUGCAUGCUGCGUGUGUGUGUGUGUGUGCGUGUGUGUGUGCGCGUGCAUGCGUGAAGUGCACACUGCUUUCUAUUGUUCCAAUGUGUGUCCUGUAGUUUGCUCCUUCUGGACAUAGGAGAUUCUUUUCUUUUUUUUUUCUUUUUUUAAAAAAGCAUUUUCAUGUCUUUAUCAUAACUUGCAUCAAGUUUUUGGGUUUCAACAUGUCAGAACACCGCGUGUAGAUAUAUGUAUUUUCCGUUUAUUGUAAAUAACGGUUUGAUUUGAGCUUAGAUGUGUUAAGAUCAGAGUUGGCAUGGGGUGAGGAAGUUAGACUGUGAGGAAUUAGACGACUUCUAGUUUUCACUCUUUGAUUUAGUGUGAACUUCUGUUUUUUUUAUUUUUAUUAUAUAUAUAUAUAUUAUCGUCAGGUAAACAUGUUUAGCCUACAGUAUCGGGUAUCACCUCUGAUGAUUUAACUUGUGACUGAGCUCUUGUGACACCUGUAUUGUUUCUAUUUCUGGCGGUUCAUGCACAUUUUCUGCCUUUUUAUAUUUAAUAUAUAUAAAUAUUACCAAAAAAAACAACAUUAAGUGGACUAUUAUUUCAAAAUAAGUUUGCACAUCUAAUUUAGGACAACCAGAUUGUCCUAAAUUAGAUAACUUUUUUUUAUGAUUGUGCACUGGAAAAUGAAAAAUAUACUACUAAGUUGGAGAAUAUAGUAGGACGGCAUGGACACAUUAACUGGUGCAUUUCAGUGUGAAUACCCUGGAAACAAUGUUGCUGGCUGAAACGGUAUAUAAUUAUAACAUUCUGGUUAAAUGUUAAAGCUACAUGAGAAGCAUGAAAGGCUGUUGAAUGGUUUACUUCACAUUAUAAUAUUGCAAAAAUAUUUUGUAUUUUAAAUGAAGUACAAAAAAAAUGAAUAAAUGUUGGUUUCGGGAUUUCAAAUCAGUUUAUUUUUGUAUCCUUGCUGCAGUGCAACGUGUUAAAGUGUGAGAUUUGGCUCCACCUAGUGGAUCUAUUCAAUCUUUAAACAUUUGAACGUUUCUUUUCAACUUGUGGAAUCAGGGCUGGACUUUGAUUGGACCAUAGACAAUAUAGUUAAUACAGUGUGACUUAAACCUCUUUCAUUGUACUUGUUGUCCUCCUGGUGAAAUGUGAACCUUUAGACUGAUGCCUUUUUACACCCAAUAUGUUUUCCUACACAUUUCCUCGUCCAUAAAGCCAAGAUUUAUCGACUGCAUAAAGAAUCGAUGUUGUGUUCACAGAUUGUUCUACUUAACCGUCGUCUCUGCAGCUUUUUCAGAAUUACAGUUGGCCUUCUUUGCUUAUUAAUGCUCUCCUUCCUUAUUCUUUAAGGCAGCCAUGUUUGAGUAAGUUUACAAUCUUGCCGAACUUCACCUUCAGGUAACAGAUUGAGCAGCAUUUUGAGAAAUGUUCACUUAUGUUCUUUUAAGAAUGAAAACAUGAGGGAUCUUCACAUCGAUAAUGAUCCAUUAAGAAACAAUUGUCAUCCAGGUUUGUGUUUCAGAAGUGGUGCUAUUUCAGAGUUCACGAACCCGUCGAUUAUAACAGUGGUGGGGAUGGGAUCUUAAAUCGGCAUGUAUUGGGUCUUCAGAUCAUUUCAAGAACUUAAAGUAAAUAAAUAAAAUGGAUUAUCAUAAUAAAGAAUAUUCAUGCUGUAAAUGUUAGUAAAUAAAGGGGGAAAAAACGUC